AUGGCUUCUGCAAAGAGAAUUAUAGCUAUUUGUCAGUCUGGAGGAGGUUUUGCUACGAACGAGGAGGACGGUUCGUUGUAUUACUCUGGCGGAGAAGCUCAUGCACUGGACUUGGAUCAGAACACUCAGUUGAAGGAUUUCAAGCAAGAAUUGUCUGAGACAUUUGAGUGCAGUGUUAAUGGCAUGGCCAUCAAGUAUUUUCUCCCUGGAAACAAGAAGACCCUCAUCACUGUUUCCAAGGAUAAGGACCUCAAGCGCAUGUUCAACUUCUUUAAGGAUUUGGACCAAGUUGAAGUCUUUGUUAUUGCCGAGGAACAACCUGUUGUUGCCCGCAAUGUUUCCAACACGCCCGUCAGUAGGUCAAGCAGAACUACUGCAUCAGAGGCAGUGGUUCCCGGCCUAGCUGAUGAUUUGUUCGGUCCUCGUGAUCUUGGUGAUGUGGAGAUGGAUGACCCAAUUAAUCAGUCACCACUUGAUAGUUAUCCAUCUGGUAGCGAAGAGCAGCAUCGCCGAGCUGCCAUUCAAUGGGAGAAUCUUAUCACUGGUGUUGACCAAAGGUUUAAUAGUUUCCCUGAAUUCCGGGAAGCUCUGCAUAAAUACUCGAUUGCCCACGGAUUCAGUUACAAGUAUAAGAAGAAUGACAGCCACCGGGUAACUGUCAAAUGCAAGAUCGAAGGUUGUCCAUGGAGGGUACACGCUUCUCGGCUAGCUACUACCCAGCUCAUUUGUAUCAAGAAAAUGAAUCCUAAGCAUACUUGUGAAGGAACCUCUGUUAAAGCUGGUUACCGUGCUACGAGGGGAUGGGUAGCAAAUAUGAUCAAGGAAAAGCUUAAAGUGUCUCCCCAUUACAAGCCUAAGGACAUUGCCAUGGACAUAAAACGUGAGUAUGGCAUUCAACUCAACUACUCCCAAGCAAGGCGUGCUAAGGAGAUUGCCAGGGAGCAGCUUCAGGGAUCCCAUUCUGAGGCUUACACCCUACUACCUUUUUUUUGUGAAAAGAUAAUGGAAACAAAUCCCGGCAGUAUCGCAAAGUUCACCACAAAGGAGGACUCCACCUUCCAACGUUUAUUUGUCGCUUUCCAUGCAUCGAUAUCUGGUUUCAGAGCCUGCCGUCCGCUUAUUUUCCUGGACAGCACUCUUCUUUACUCAAAAUAUCAAGGCACGCUGUUGGCUGCGACAGCUGCAGAUGGUAAUGAUGGUGUCUUUCCCGUGGCCUUUGCUGUUGUAGAUGAAGAGACUGAUGACAGUUGGCAUUGGUUUCUCUCAGAACUUAAGUCUGCUGUUUCAACAUCCAGGCAAAUUACAUUUGUUGCAGAUUUAGAGAAAGGAAUUAGUGUGGCGUUACAAGAUAUCUUUGGUGAUGAUUGUUAUCAUGCUUAUUGCCUCCGCUAUCUCGCCAAGAAACUGAACAGGGAUUUGAAAGGGCAAUUUUCGCAUGAAGCAAGACGCCUCAUGGUCCAAGAUUUGUCAUCUGCUGCAUUUGCUCCAAAACUUGAUGCGUUUGAACGGUGUGCUGAGAACAUAAAAGCUAUCUCACCUGAAGCUUACAAUUGGGUCGUACAAAGUGAGCCAAAAAACUGGGCAAAUGCGUUUUUCCCCGGAGUGAGAUACAACCAUAUGACAUCGAACUUUGGACAAUUGUUCCACAGCUGGGUAUCUGAGGCAGAAGAAUUGCCUAUAACUCAGAUGGUUGAUGUAUUAAGAGGAAAGAUGAUGGAAAUGAUCUAUACCCGUCGCGUUGAAUCUAGUCAGUGGACAACAAGACUCUGCCCGUUGAUUGAGGAAAAGCUUCAGAGAGAGUCUUCAAAGGCUCGAUCACUGCAAGUUAUACACUCAGAAGGAAACACAUAUCAUGUUAGUGGUGAGUCUGUAGAAAUAGUUGCCAUUGAUCGUUGGGACUGUAGUUGCAAAGGAUGGCAGCUUACAGGUUUACCCUGCUGUCACGCCAUUAUCGUUUUAGAGUUGCUUCAUAGAGAUCCAUAUGAUUACUGUUUGAGUUACUUUACCACUGAAAGCUACCGUGCAACAUAUGCUGAGUCGAUUAAUCCCAUGCCAAAUGUUGAGAAACCUGCAAAAAGUGAAUUAGAGGGAGCUGCCGUUGCUGUAACCCCUCCACCAGUAAAACGUACACCGGGCAGACCGAAGGCAAAACAGACUGAUACCCUGGAUGUAAUCAAACGCCAACUGCAGUGUAGCAAAUGCAAGGGUCUGGGUCACAAUAAAAGGGCUUGCGAGCACAAUGGUAUUACAGAGAUUGAAACAACAGGGACUCAACUGUUGACGGACAUGCAAAUUGAAGAACCUGAAGGAAGUGCGUAG
Molecule: messenger RNA, 2319 nt
Organism: Oldenlandia corymbosa var. corymbosa
Lineage: Eukaryota; Viridiplantae; Streptophyta; Magnoliopsida; Gentianales; Rubiaceae
Source: the annotation of a GenBank genome assembly